GAUGUGGGCGCAACACCUUAAUGGAGAUACUUUCCAUCGCACAACAAGCCGUUCCCACUUUGCAGAUGAUGUGUAAUCUUUUGCAUGUUGUCAUUAGCAGGGGCAUUAUCUAAGGUGACUGAAAACACUCUUUGCUCUAACCCCAAUCAAAAAUCUUCUUGGCUAUUGUUCACCGGUAUGGGGGGGGGGGGGGGGGUUUGAUAUCGCAAAAUGCCAAGAUGUGACUGUGUAACUUCCAUUUCUUAUCGAUAUAAUGAUCAGUUAGACAGAUAUAACCCCUUACUUGGCUACGACUCCUCCACAAAUCAGAAGUAAAAGACACUCGAUCAUGGUAACUCGCAAACACCUCUUUCAACUUCGGAUUUUCUAUUUUAAAUCUUUUAUACACCUCCCUACUUGCGGUUUGUCUACAUAUAAGCUCAGAGUCUAGAUUAAGAUACUUAUCUCUCUCCCUAACCUUUUCAUAUUCUACAUAGCGUAAAGGAAGGUCAUGAUAAGUUAUAAUCUCAUAAACCAUUUCCUAAUCAACUUUGUGAUCAUAUGCAACAACUUUGGUUCCAGUUUUUUCUGGACAAGAGCGUGAAUGGCGUAUCAUUGUUGAUGUUACAUGAGUCUUAUCUAUGUACUCUACCCCUACUGAUGUAAAGUGUAGCCAACACUACAUGUUUAGGACAUUUAGCCCUUGGAUUCAUAAGAACUUUUCACUACAAUAAACCGUAGCAAACACAAAGAGCAUUUCCAAUCCAUUUUUUUUUGAAACAUUUCUAAUCCAAUUUAUAUUUGACUUUAUAAUAGUAUUUAGAAUCAAAUGUAUUCCAAAUCUAACUCUCUUUUCUCUUCUAAAAUAGUAUUUUUAUGUUUUAAUCUAUUUUAAGAAAUUAAUAUUAUGGAGAAAUAUUUGUUUUGAACAACAUAUUUUAGAGAAAUAUAUUAAAACAAAUUCAUUUUCUAUUAUAGAAUUCUUCUAUUCUAGAAAAAAGAAUAACAAAAUACAUCGAAUAUAGUCUAAGACAUGAUCCUAGUUUUCUCAGAUCAUUAUUAACUUUUCUUCUCAAACCUGGAGUUUAAAAUUUAUGUCAAUCAUUACCACUAGGCUACUACUGAUUGGUUAUGAUUUUAACCUUUGUUGUCCUCUGUUAAUGACUAAUAACUUCGGUGUCUCUAUACUUUCUCCUGGUAUAAUAGAAUCUACAUAAUCCCCUAUCAUUGUUUUGGCUGGUCAAGACCUAAUAAGAUUAGUCCAGUUUUCAAACUCAGAGUAACCAUAAAUCUAAUGCCCACUAUGGAAUAAUUGGAGAUAGUUUAUCAAAGUGGGAAGCGUUGACAUGACUCUGCCUCUAUUCCAACUACAUGAAUCAUGAACCUAAUCACAAAAAAAUACUAUGUUUGACAAAAUGAAAUAUUUGAAUUGUGGUAUUGAAUGUUGAUUUAAUAUUAAACCAGCAUGAUCAGACUAACGUGCAAGCUCCCAUUACCUUAAAUCAUAAAGAGCAGCACAAUUCUUGAGAAAAUAAUCAAAGGAUCAUCCUCUAUAUCUAAUGACAAUUUUAAGUUCUCUUUCAUGGAUAAGCUUUCUUCUUCUACUCUUUCUUGUUCAUGGUCAACACCAAUCUGGUUUUGUCAGUAUAGAUUGUGGUAUACCUGAUGAUUCGAGCUACAAUGACGAGACAACAGACAUAAAGUAUGUUUCCGAAUCAACGUUUGUUGAGUCAGGAACAAGCAAGAGCAUAGCUCCUGAGCUUAAGGCAAAUACUUCUCUUGCAAGACAGUUUCACAAUCUAAGAAGCUUCCCUGAAGGUAAGAGAAACUGUUACAAAGUGUUGCCUCAACAAGGUAAAGGAUUUAAGUAUUUGAUCAGAACCCGUUUCAUGUAUGGAAACUAUGAUGGACUCGGAAAAGCACCACCCGCUUUCGACCUCUAUCUAGGUGUUAAUCUAUGGGAUUCUAUUGUUCUUGACAAUUCAACAACUAUAAUAACCAAAGAGAUCAUACACACUCCUUCUCUAGACCAUUUUCAUGUUUGUCUUGUUGAUAAGAACAGAGGAACUCCUUUCUUGUCUGUUUUGGAAGUAAGGUUCUUGAAGAACAAUACUUAUGAGACUCCUUAUGAAGCUCUCAUGCUUUUUAGGAGAUGGGAUUUGGGUUCUACUAGUAAUCUUCCUGUCAGAUACAAAGAUGAUGUCUAUGAUCGCAUAUGGAUGCCGAGUAGGUUUAAAAACCAUAUGAUACUAAAUACAUCACUCCCUAUUGAUCAAAACUACAACAACCGCUUCAACCCUGCUAGUGUUGUCAUGAGCACCGCGACAAGAGCGAUUAACGCUAGCGAUUACAUAAUUCUGUUUUGGGAACCGGCGGACCCUAGGUUGAAGUUUUAUGUAUAUAUGCAUUUUGCUGAGGUUCAAGUGCUCACAAGAAACCAGACGAGAGAAUUCACAGUUUAUUACAACAAUGACACAAGACUUGCUGAAAAGUUUAGACCUAGCUACUUGUAUACGGAUACAGUUUUCACACCAGAUCCAGUAACCGGACCAAUACAUGAGUUUUCUUUCGUACAAACCUCUGGAGAGAUGCUUCCACCGAUCAUUAACGCCAUGGAGAUAUAUCAAGUUAAUGAAUUCUUUCAGUUAUCAACUGAUCAAGAGGAUGUCGAUGCGAUGACGAAGAUCAAGGAUAAGUACAGAGUGAAGAAAAACUGGCAAGGAGAUCCAUGUGUUCCUGUUGAUUAUUCUUGGGAAGGUCUUGAUUGUAACCAUAGUGAUAACAUUACUAACCCAAGAGUCAUUUCUCUGAACUUAUCUUUUAGUGGAUUGACUGGACAGAUUGAUCCAGCCUUUUCCAAUCUUACAUCCAUAAAAAAACUGGACUUAGCAGGUAAUAACUUAACAGGAAAAGUACCAGAUUUCCUUGCAAAUUUACCAAAUUUAACUGAGUUAAACUUGGAAGGAAACAAGCUGAUAGGAAUAAUUCCACGAAAACUUCUUGAGAGAUCAAAGGAUGGAUCACUUUCACUGAGGUACGGUGGAAAUCCAGAACUUUGUUCGUCUGAUUCAUGCGAAAAGACAAAGAAAAAUAACGGUUAUAUCAUUCCAGUAGUAGCAUCAGUCAUAGGGCUGCUCGUUCUUUUCACCGCAUUAGCUUUAUUCUGGCAUUUCAAGAAAAGAUCACAUAAAGGUUCAAACAUUCAAAAAACAUUCAAAAGUUCAUUGUAUAUAAUAAAGAAAGACAUAAUCAUUAUAAACACUUCUAAUACUCCUUUGUUUGCAGGUACCAAUGAUGCCAAUACCGGUCCAUUAAACACAGCCCAACGAUACUUCAAAUACUCAGAAGUUGUGAGUAUCACAAAUAACUUCGAGAGAGUUCUCGGCAAAGGAGGUUUUGGUGAAGUAUACCAUGGAAUCUCAGAUGGAGAUCAAGUUGCAGUCAAGAUACUUUCUGAAGAAUCAGCUCAAGGUUACAAAGAGUUUAGAGCAGAGGUGGAAAUUCUGAUGAGAGUUCAUCACACAAACCUGACCUCUCUUAUCGGAUACUGCAAUGAGGGAAAUAAUAUGGUUCUUAUAUAUGAGUUUAUGGCUAAUGGGAACUUAGGAGACUACUUAUCAGGAAAAAUGUCAUUUAUAUUGAGCUGGGAAGAGAGGUUAAAGAUUUCACUAGAUGCAGCGCAAGGGCUAGAGUAUCUUCACUAUGGUUGUAAGCCUCCUAUAGUUCACAGAGAUGUGAAGCCAACGAACAUCUUACUAAAUGAGAAGAUCCAAGCCAAGAUUGCGGACUUCGGUUUAUCCAGAAGCUUCUCUGUUGAAGGAAGCGAUCAGAUUUCAACCGUUGUGGCUGGCACAAUCGGUUACCUCGAUCCCGAGUACUACUCGACGCGCCAAAUGAACGAGAAGAGUGAUGUUUAUAGCUUCGGAGUUGUUCUUCUUGAAGUGAUAACAGGGCAGCCUGUAAUUGCAUCCUCAAGAAGAGAGAAGAGGCAUAUAAGUGAUCAGGUCAGUUCAAUGUUAGCCAAAGGAAACAUCAAAGGGAUUGUGGAUCAGCGUCUAGGAGAGAGAUAUGAUGCUGGCUCUGCUUGGAAAAUGGCAGAAUUGUCCCUUGCUUGUACUGAGCAGAGGUCUACGCAUAGACCAACGAUGAGUCAGGUCGUUAUGGGGCUGAAACAGAUCUUUGAUGGCAGAGUGAACGAUCAUAAUAACCAAGGUGACUCGACAAAGAUGGUUACAGUGAAUCUGAAUUCCGAAAUGGGUCCUCAAGCAAGGUAGAUGAUUUUACUGCGUGCUGAAGAACAAAAUUUUUUUUUUUCUUUCAUUUAUAUCGCAUCUCAAUAAAAACGUUACGUAUAUAAAUUUAUUUACCUUACCUAUGUAAUAAACCCUCAAACUGCUUCCAUGCUUACCAUUGGUGACCUGACUCAUCUUAGGUUGUGGGCUUUUUGAUAAUACCAUUUCUUUUGCUUUAUGAAAUGAACCACUUUUGCUUGGGAAAUACUAAAGAAGAUUUUAUCUAAUGUUUCCUAUUAACGCUAGAGUGAAGUUAAUUUUUGGAAGUUGAUUUUCUUUAUUAAAUAUAAGAAAUUCCUUUAUAGGUUAUGAUACAAGAUAUAUAACCCUAAUCUAAUGUAAAGAGGAAAAUUAUCAAAACCAUAACAAAUCCAAAAACCGCAUAUCAUAUCGUUACUAGCUCUUUUGAUUUGGAGCUUUUCUUCAAGCUCCAGCUACAGUAUUCUUCUAUAAAUUUUCACCUUGUGUUUAAAACUCAAACUCAAUGACGUUAAUCUCUUCUUUCUCCUUUUUUCCUCCACGAACAUCUUUUGUCAAACGCAUGCCUUAAAACCACCGACGGAACAUCAUCGGGCGGAAUAUGAUUGACCAAAUUUCCCGCUUGGAAAAGAUCAUUGGACAGAAAAACUUCGGGCCUUUGAUUGAAUUGUCUCGCUCCCAAUAACUUUACCAAACACGCGUGGCAAUUGUCUUUAUUUAAGAAGUGGCACUUGCAUGUUUUGGCUAGAAUCAGUGGAUAAAGAUUCCUUAGAAGAAACAAAAGUUGGUGUCAUAGGAUCUUCUGUUAUUUGUGGCUCUGGUUGCUUCUUUUCCAAACACCAUUGUGUGGUUAAGUUCUUCUAUACCAAAAUUACACGUAACGUUUGAUUGCUAAGUCUCUGCCUUUUUUUGGUUCUCUUUCUCCAGUUUCAUCGCUUGGAAAUCUUGGAACAUUGUACUUACCUUAUCGAAUUGUCAUCAUGAAAUCAGAAAACAACUUGACGGAAACAAGAAUCAACUCCUCCCAUCGAAUUGUUUGGCUCUGAUAGCAAGUUGAUAUGAACCGACUUUUGCUUGAGAAAAAUUAAAGAAGAUUUUAGCUAAGCUUCAUAUUGACCCUAAACGCUACUGAAGUUCAAGGUUAAUUUAUAAAUGUUGGUGCAUUUUUAGUGAUCAUAAAAAAUUUCAAUAGGCAAUGUCCCAUGAUACAAGAUA
Brassica rapa (field mustard) is the source of this 5465-nucleotide messenger RNA. RefSeq names its product senescence-induced receptor-like serine/threonine-protein kinase. The record is from RefSeq and is a predicted model, not a curated record. Gene Ontology annotation, molecular function: protein binding; ATP binding; protein kinase activity. Gene Ontology annotation, biological process: protein phosphorylation. NCBI's taxonomy places the organism in Eukaryota, Viridiplantae, Streptophyta, Magnoliopsida, Brassicales, Brassicaceae.